CCUGGCGGAGGCCCGGAGGGGCGGGCUGAGGCGGUCGGUGGGCAGGAAGGCGCUAUGGCGGCGGUGGCCCAGUGCGUGCGGGCCGCGCUGCGACCGCGGUACCCGCUGCUGAGCUUCUCCCUGAGGACUUCACCACGACUGCUUUGCGUAGCAACACAACAGAAGAAUACUGGCCAGAACGUGGAAGAGGACCAGAGUCAGAGCCAAAAUGAGCAGAAGGUUGAAGCCAGCUCUGCUGAAAAAAUGUUAACUGAAGAAAAGGCCAAACUGGAAGAACAACUCAAAGAGGUUACCGACAAGUACAAGCGUGCCUUGGCAGAUGCAGAAAACGUGAGGCAAAGAAGCCAGAAACUGGUAGAAGAGGCAAAGUUAUAUGGGAUUCAGAGCUUCUGUAAGGACUUACUAGAAGUCGCAGACAUUCUGGAGAAAGCAACAGAAAGUGUUCCAAAAGAAGAAAUCAAAGAUGAAAAUCCUCACCUGAAGAGCUUAUACGAAGGUCUCGUUAUGACAGAAGUACAGAUUCAAAAAGUGUUUAAAAAGCACGGCCUGCUCAGACUGAAUCCCGUCGGAGCCAAGUUCGAUCCCUACGAACACGAGGCCUUGUUCCACGCCCCCAUGGAAGGGAAGGAGCCCGGCACUAUCGCAUUAGUAUCCAAGAUUGGCUACAAGCUGCACGGGCGCACGCUGCGGCCUGCCUUGGUGGGGGUGGUGAAAGACGCUUAACUGCUUCAUCUCAGAAUUUAAAAUGCCAUACAACUAUUAAACAGCUGGAUGGUUUUUCCUCUUACACCUUGCUUUCCUCAUUCCUCUGCCCCCCGAGAGGUUUAAAUGAAUUGGUUGAGGUCCCCUAGUGAAAAUGAAGCAACGGCUGAAAUUCCCCUGCUUAGUGGCCGUCAACAUCACUGUUCCGUAAGCUCCCUUCUUAAGUGGGAAAUACAAGAGCCAUUAAGCCCUCUAAUGCUUUAGAUUAGAUAACAUUUAUUACAAUUACUGCUACUGAAGGUGCACUAAAUUGAAAGGAACGAAAAUGCUCACAAGACUUCCCAUCUCACAUUUAUCACUAUGUGUAGAUUAAGGAUCCAAAUAAUGGUUCAAACACUUUCUUUUGUAGAAUCUAACAUUGCAGAAGUGGGUGAAGUAGUACAAAUAACCUGUUUUCUGCAAGAGUCCAUCAGCUUUUACACACAGAUGUGAUAAAUGCCCUUUUUUUGUCUAUUCAGAAGUAAUCACUCGCAACAAGUGAAAUUGAAACCUUUGUGAAUUCUGACCUGUAAAUAAAAGGCAAAGGAGAGUAGACAACUUUUGUAAUUGUUCAACCUUUUUUUGUUCUGUACUAACGUUGACUCAAGAAAACCAUCUAAUACUUGUAUGGCAUUGAAGAACCAAUCGAAUUUAUCCUAUCUCUGGAUUUUUAAUUUAAUAUUGUAUAAAUUGUUUUAAACAAUUUUGAUAGUCUUGUAAUUUCCAAGCUUUACAAGUCAGUUUGUUAUGCAAACUGUAGUUACAACCCCGCUGAAAGCCAGAAUACCCAAAGAAGCGAGUAGCUGAGAGUUUGGUAUAUGCUGUCUUUUGGAAUUACAUAAAGAAUUGCAUGGAAGUGGCUCAAACAAAA
This is a messenger RNA of Calidris pugnax (ruff), 1612 nucleotides long. RefSeq names its product GrpE-like 1, mitochondrial (E. coli) (gene GRPEL1). Gene Ontology annotation, cellular component: PAM complex, Tim23 associated import motor. The record is from RefSeq and is a predicted model, not a curated record. Bases 55 to 723 code for a protein of 222 amino acids. Gene Ontology annotation, molecular function: adenyl-nucleotide exchange factor activity; protein homodimerization activity; protein-folding chaperone binding. NCBI's taxonomy places the organism in Eukaryota, Metazoa, Chordata, Aves, Charadriiformes, Scolopacidae. The transcript is spliced from 4 exons. Gene Ontology annotation, biological process: protein import into mitochondrial matrix; protein folding.